Rasamsonia emersonii CBS 393.64 is the source of this 789-nucleotide messenger RNA. RefSeq lists its product as uncharacterized. The transcript has a single exon. Bases 1 to 789 code for a protein of 262 amino acids. Lineage: Eukaryota; Fungi; Ascomycota; Eurotiomycetes; Eurotiales; Trichocomaceae. The record is from RefSeq and is a predicted model, not a curated record.
AUGGAACAAUCUCAGGAAGAGCCCCAAAACAACGAGCGGCCAGGCACCCCGCCACGCCCGCCGUACUCCCCGGUGACGCCAGUGUUUGCCCAUCUGGCGACGGUGCCCGGUGAAGCAUCGAUUGUCCCUCCGGGCCCUGAAAUCUCUCCGACAACAGUCCACACGACCCAAGGCGGCAUGUCCGGCUCUUUUCCUGGGAGCGCUCCCCAGCAGCAGCCUGUUACUUUCGCGCCGGAGCCCGCUCCGGUCCCGAUAUCAGAGAGUGAGAAUCCGGACGUGAUUGCCCUGCGCUCUGCCAUAUCUAUUCUCCAGCUUCAGAAACAGAAGAGCCUUCAGGAUAUCAGGACGCUGGACAGGCUGAAGAAAGCCGCGGCCGCAGAUCCAGAGAAGUUCGCACAGGAGCUGGUCGCAGGCCGUCUCACCUCGGACGAGCCAAGCGAUCUGGUAGAUCUUCUUCCUCCGGGCCAAGAUAACGAUGGCGAUGACGCGUCUUCGAAUAAUGUGCGCUCUCAGAGGGCGGAGGGGGCCCCAGCUUUCGACAAAAUCCCCAAGCCUCAGAAUAUCGUGCGCAUGCCCCCGAUCAACUGGGCCAAGUACCAGAUUGUAGGAGAGCCGCUGGACAAGAUGCACGAGGAGCAGCUGCGACGGCCGUCUCCUGGAGAACCGCGACGGGAUGAUACGGCUCAGAGAGCACCAGAGCAUGUGCUGGCGGCGCCUUACAGACCGCUAACAGACAAACUGGACAGCUCUGCCAAAGGACGAGGAACGAAAAAGGACAAGAAGACAUAA